UUUAUCACAACAGCUGCUCUCCUGCACCAGCCACCUCUUGGAGGUAGCAUGGCUUUCACAGGCAAAUAUGAAGUGGAAAGUGAGGAGAACUAUGACGCCUUUGUGAAGCAUAUUGGUAUCUCCAGCGAUAUCAUUGAAAAGGGAAGGAAUUUCAAGGUUGUCACAGAAGUGGUACAAAAUGGAGAAGACUUCAUCUGGACCCAGAUCUAUCCAACAGGACACUCCAUGACCAAUAAAUUCACCAUUGGCAAGGAAGCAGACAUGGAGACAAUGGGAGGUAAAAAGUUCAAGGCAACUGUUAAAUUAGAAGGUGGGAAAGUGGUUGCUGAUUUCCCUAACUACCAUCAUACUGCUGAGAUUGCUGGAGGAAAACUACUGGAGAUCUCUACAGCUGGUGGGGUAACCUACAAAAGAAUCAGCAAAAAGCUAGCUUAAGAAAGAGAAUUGAUCUUCCAGCGCACUGAUAAAUAAAUAUAAAGACAAUCAAUAAACCAAUUUUAGAAACUCUAUU
Molecule: messenger RNA, 511 nt
Organism: Pelodiscus sinensis (Chinese soft-shelled turtle)
Lineage: Eukaryota; Metazoa; Chordata; Testudines; Trionychidae
Gene: FABP6
Product: fatty acid binding protein 6
Molecular function (GO): lipid binding
Source: RefSeq, a predicted model, not a curated record